Molecule: messenger RNA, 486 nt
Organism: Staurois parvus
Lineage: Eukaryota; Metazoa; Chordata; Amphibia; Anura; Ranidae
Source: the annotation of a GenBank genome assembly
GGCUCGACAAGCGAGCACAGGUCAUCUGGCAAGGCAGUGGGCUCCGAGUCAACUGGGGCAUGACAAGCGGGCACUGGGGCAGACCAUUGAAUGUCUGGCUGGACAGCGGGCAUCGGGUCACCAGGCCAUCAGCGGUCAUUUGGCUCGACAGAAGGGUCACGCGUCAUCUUGGCAAGGCAGGGCUCUCCGAGUCAAUCUGGCACGAAGUGGGCACCGGGUCAUUCAGGUAAUUGGAUUGUCGGCUGGUCUCGACAGCGGGCAUCGGGUCACCAGCGCAUCAGGUCAUUUGGCUUGCCAGCAUGCACGUGUCAUCUGGCAAGGCAGUGGGGCAACGGGUCACCAGGCAUUGGAUCGUCUGGCUCGACCGGGGAUCUGGGUCACCAUUGUAUGAACAGCGGGGCACUGGGUCACCAGGCAAUCAGGAUUCAUUUGGCAUGCCAGCAGCAUCGCAGUCAUCUGGCCAGUAGGCAGUGGCUGCACGAGUCA